Messenger RNA from Trichechus manatus latirostris (Florida manatee), 2997 nucleotides. RefSeq names its product EvC ciliary complex subunit 1 (gene EVC). The record is from RefSeq and is a predicted model, not a curated record. The transcript has 22 exons. Gene Ontology annotation, cellular component: plasma membrane protein complex; ciliary membrane. Lineage: Eukaryota; Metazoa; Chordata; Mammalia; Sirenia; Trichechidae. Bases 1 to 2997 code for a protein of 998 amino acids. Gene Ontology annotation, biological process: smoothened signaling pathway.
AUGUCUCUGGCCCGCGGGCCUCGCGCACCGCAGCGCCGUUCUGACGGGUUGGGCCCGGCGGCGGCGGGCGGGUGGCCGGCGGCGCCAGGUGGGUCCGCCGGGGGCAGCCGGGGCGGGGCGGCCGGCGAGGGCCUCCGGGGCCUGAUGUUCGAGUGCGGGCUCUGCAUCCACUCGCAGUGUGUUUGCGGGGCUCGGAAAGACGACGCUCAGGGUCUGCUCAAGGACCUGGAGUCUGGUGUGCAGACUCCCUCAGGAACAGGCACCCCGUCAAGGAGGAGGAAGAGGAGGGACGCACAGACGUCCAAGGAUGUGGGGGUGCUGGAGGAAUGUGAGCCGUCUUUCAACAGCAACAUCACAGCAUUUGCACUGAAGGCAAAAGUCGUCUAUCCCAUCAAUCAGAAAUUCCGGCCUUUGGCCGACGGUUCCUCCAACCCGUCUUUGCACGAAAACCUAAAGCAGACUGCUCUGCCGAACCAGGCGGUGGAGGCCUCGCCGUCCAGCAGCCUGGGGAGCCUGAGCCAGGCCGGCAAGGACGACGGCAGCUCCUCGUCCAGCAUCCACUCGGCCACCAGCGAUGACAGGUUCCUCAGCCGCACCUUUCUCCGGGUGCACACCUUCCCCGAGGUGCUGACCUGUGAGAGUGUAGACAUUAACUUGUGUGUCUACAACCUUCACUUAAAAGACCUGCUGCAUUUGGACUCGUUGCUGAGGCGGGAAAAGCACAUGAUGUUUAUUCAGAUUUUUAAAAUGUGCCUUCUCGACCUUCUCCCCAAAAAGAAGUCUGAUGAUGAAUUAUACCAGAAGAUUCUUUCAAAACAAGAAAAUGAUUUGGAGGAAUUAGAAAAGGAACUUCAGACCAAGCUGUCAAAUACAGAAAUGUUGGGUGCUGGUGACUCUGGAUAUAUCAGCCUGGCCGACGUGGAAAGGAAAGAGAGAGAAUAUUCUGAGCAGCUCAUAGAUAAUAUGGAAGCUUUCUGGAAACAGAUGGAACACAUCCCACACUUUCUGGUGGACCAGUUUAAGUGUUCCAGCUCCAAAGCUCGGCAGCUCUUGCUGACGGUGACAGAAAGAAUGACUGAAGCCGAGGGUUUACUGCGGGAAUCUCAGGACGUGCAGGCUCUGGAUAUCCUGGGGAGAACCCUGGCACGGGAGCACAUGGCCAAGAUGAUCGAGUGCCUGAAGCUGCAGAUCCAGGAAGAGACCAGGUGCCGGCUGGCCGCCAUCUCCUGCGGCCUGGAGCUGCUGACGGUGGAGGGGAAGCUCUCCGGGCAGCAGAGGGAGGAGCUGCUGACCCAGCAGCAUAAGGCCUUCUGGGAGGAAGCUGAGCACUUCACCAGGGAGCUUGUCCAGUGGGGCAAAGACCUCGUCAGAGCAUCGCUGGCUUACCAGGCGGAGGCCAUGGGCAGACUCGCGCUGGCCCACGACGAUGAGCAGAGAGGCUUCCUGGCCGAGGCUCAGCCAGCCGCCGACCCGGAGGGAUUCCUCAAGGCGUUUCACGAGGUCCUGGAGAGGCAGAGGCUGACACGGAGCCACCUGGAGGAAGAGGACGACAUCAAAACUACUGAGGCCAUGGCUAUGCUCUGCCAGGAGCUGUACCACAGCACUGUCGGAACUUUCCAGAAGCUUGUGGACGUCCUGUUCCUCCAGACACUCUCGGAUGUGACCGGCCUCUCCCAGGCAGAGUGUGAAUAUUUGAGACAAGAGGUCCAGGAGAAUGCCGCCCGACAGCUGGGGAAGUCAGACCGCUUCCGGAAACAGCAGUGGAAACUCUUUCAAGAUGUCCAGGAGCAAGAGAAGCAGCUGUGGAUGGAAGAGCAGGCAUUGUCCACUGUGCUACAGACACACUUGCGAGAAGACCACGAGAGCAUCAUCCAUGGGGUCUUGAACCGCCUCAGCGGCCUCAGCGAAGAGUCCACGCAGUGCGUCCUGCAGAGCCAUGAGCUGCUCCUGCGCUCGGUGCUCCGCAGGCUGGCGCUCCGCAGCAGCACCAUCACCACCCUGGCCCAGAUGAGACUGUCUGGAAAGAAGAGCCUCCUCCAGGAGCUUCGUGAGCAGCACGCCCUGGAGCAGGGCUCCUCCCAGUGCCUGGACGAGCACCAGUGGCAGCUGCUGAAAGCCUUGGAGGCGCGGGUCCUGGAGGAGGCCAGCAGGCUGGAGGAUGAGGCACAACAUACCCGGCUGCAGCUGCACCAGCAGUUCCUGGCCGAGGCCCGUGAAGCCGGGCGGCUUCUGCAACAGCACAUGGAGCGCGAGGUGGGGCAGGCACUGCUGGGACACGCGCGGAACGCAGCCACCAGGAGCCGGGCCAAGGAUAGGGAAGACUUCAAGACAUCGCUGAUGGAGGCAGCCAUGGAGAGCGUCUACGUGACCAGCGCCGGUGUCAGUCGGCUGGUUCAGGUGUACUACCAGCAGAUCGGGAAGGUGAUGCCGGACCACGAGGAGAGGAGACUGCAGCAGCUGAGGACCCUGCAGGGUGAGAGAGUGGAAAACUUCAAGCUGCAGAAAAAGCAAGAACUCGAUGACCAUUCACCAGGGGCCAAGAUGGCAGAUGGAGCCCAUGACGCCCCCCAAGCCAUCCACCAGAGGAUGUUGUCACAGCAGAAAAGGUUCCUGGCCCAGUUCGCCAUGCAUCAGCACCUGCGCCUGGACUCCGGGAAGCAGAAGGCCAGAGUCAUGGAACUUCUGGAAGAGCAGUUGGAGACCCAGCUCCAGGAAGCCGAGCAGAGCUUUAUCUCGGAGCUGGCUGCACUGGCCCGGGUGCCCCUGGCUGAAAACAAAGCAUCGUCGAGUAAGCGCGGGCUGCCGGAGAAGCCCCUGAGGACCAAAAGGAAGAAGCCCCCUCCCCGGGACAAAGGGGAGCCAGGGGCACUCAACGAUGACGACUCCGCUUCUGGGGGUCACACCGCAGGACCGCUCAGCCAAAGACCGAGUCAGCAGGACAGUGACGUCGGUGCUGAGAACGCCAGGAAGGUGCUGAAGAAGAGAAGCGAUUUGUAG